Molecule: messenger RNA, 2233 nt
Organism: Nerophis lumbriciformis (worm pipefish)
Lineage: Eukaryota; Metazoa; Chordata; Actinopteri; Syngnathiformes; Syngnathidae
Product: PR domain zinc finger protein 12-like
Biological process (GO): neurogenesis; regulation of gene expression
Cellular component (GO): nucleus
Molecular function (GO): histone methyltransferase binding
Source: RefSeq, a predicted model, not a curated record
AGGGGUAAAAAGCAAUCCCAUAAGCGGUGCUUCGAGAAAGUUGAUCUCAUGAGAAUUGUCAUUUUCUGAUAUGAAGUCAAAGUAAUAAGAAUAGUCAAGUUUUAAAUUGGAAAUAUGAGAAUGACAUAGAAUAUUCAAGAACCUUUUAGGGGGCAAGUUAACUUGUCAUGCAAGGUUUCAGCAAAAACAUCAGUUUGAGUGAAAGUAAGGAAUAAAAAAGAUGAGGAUUUUUGAGCAAAUGUCAUUUGUGAGAAGCCUUAUUUUUUUAGAAUAAAGUCGAUUUAAUAAAAAUAAUAUUUUGAAGAAAAAAGCAAGCAUGAAUGUCAAGAGAAAUUGUCAUAUUGUGGUUAUAUUUUAGUUUUAGAAAAAAAAACUGUAUGAGAGUCAUGAAAAAUCUUGUUUUUGAGUAAAAAAAGAUGAAGUGAGGGUCAUUUUUUGAGGGGGGAAAGGCAGUAUGAGAAAAUAUAAUCUUGUGACGAGACUUAAAAAAAAAGAUGCAAUGGUAGUCAUUAGGAAAAUAACCUGUUUUGAGAAUUUUUUAAAAUAUAAAUCAAUUGAAAAAAACAUUUCCAUAGAUGUGAAUAAUGAUUUUAUUUUAUUUUAAGAUGCUAAUUGUGCGCGUUGAUGAGUGACGUUUAGCUGCAUGCUUGCUGAGGCCAUUCUGCAAGGGGUGUGUCAUUAAUAAGUCAUUGGGGCCUGGGGGCUCCCCACCUCCCCGUCCCCCACCAGUAUAAAGGGCCCCCGAAGAGCCCAACAGGAUCAGAUCUCACUCCCUUGACUCAGGAGAGGAGACAACUUCUUCCUCCCCUACUUGCUUCUUUCCUAACGCGCAGCUCCGUUGUUCAAGAAAAAAAAAACCCCACCAAGAUGGGCUCCGUGCUUCCAGCAGAAGCUUUGGCCCUCAAGUCUGGAUUUAAGUGUCCGGCGCGGGCGGCGCUGUCGGACGUGAUCACGUCGGACGUCCUGCACAGCUUCCUGUACGGCCGCUGGAGGAACGUCCUGCAGGGCGGAGAACACCUGCCGGCCGAGGAGCAGCGACACGCCGGCUGCACCAGGACCGCCUUCACCGCCGAGGUGCUGGCCCAAUCCUUCGCCGGAGAGGUGCAGAAGUUGUCCAGUCUGGUUCUUCCCAGCGAGGUCAUCAUAGCGCAGAGCUCCAUCCCAGGCGAAGGUCUCGGGAUCUUCUCCAAAACCUGGAUCAAGGCCGGCACCGAGAUGGGUCCCUUCACCGGCAAGGUCCUCUCCCCGGAACACGUGGACCUGCUGAAGAACAACAACCUGAUGUGGGAGGUGUUCAACGAGGACGGCACGGUCAGGUACUUCAUCGACGCCAGCCAGGAGGACCAACGCAGCUGGAUGACCUACAUCAAGUGUGCCCGCAACGAGCAGGAACAGAACCUGGAGGUGGUGCAGAUCGGCAGCAGCAUUUACUACAAAGCCGUGGAGACCAUUCCACCAGACCAGGAGCUCCUUGUGUGGUACGGAAACACUCACAACACUUUCCUGGGCAUCCCCGGUGUUCCGGGAAUAGACGAAGAGCAGCAGAAGAAAAGCAGAAAUGAUGACUCCCAGUCCUGCGAGUCCUCCUGCUCUCCGCCUUCGUCGUCCGCCCUCCACUCCUCAGGCCGCAUGCGCUGCGUCAUCUGCCACCGCGGGUUCAACUCCCGCAGCAACCUGCGCUCGCACAUGCGCAUCCACACGCUGGACAAGCCCUUCGUGUGCCGCUUCUGCAACCGCCGCUUCAGCCAGUCGUCCACGCUGCGCAACCACGUGCGCCUGCACACGGGCGAGCGCCCCUACAAGUGUCACGUGUGCCAGAGCGCCUACUCGCAGCUGGCCGGCCUGCGCGCCCACCAGAAGAGCGCCCGGCACAAACCUGCGCUCGCCGGGCCCGAGGCGGCCGCGCAGGGGUCGCCGCCGCUGCCCCCGCCGCCUCCUUCCGCUACGGCGCCUCCGACGUCCGCACAGCAGAUGGCGCCUGUCGUCCGCCAACAUCACCACCAUCACCAUCAUCACGUGCCUCUGGUGCACCACAUGCCUGCCUUGGUGCUCUGACCACACGCAGACUAACUCUACAACUUUGCACUUUAGAGGACUUUAUGUACAAAAACAUCCGGCGAGGACUUCGCUCUUAUCUCUCACCUCAACAAAAACAGCCUCUUUUACGAUGACAUCUUGCAAAAUACUCCAUAUUUGAAUGUGAAUGGCAUUCAUGGGUUGUGCUUAUGUGGUG